GUUCAACAUUGGCAUGGAACCAGCCAUGGCUGCAGCAGCGACAAGAGAUCCCGAGGUGCGCGCUUCGGAGCAAGACACCUUCGGCUUUCCACAUCUGCCGUACCAGUGCCAGAUGCAGUUCAUGGCAUGCGUCUACGAGACUUUGGACUUGGGCGGCAUUGGCAUCCUAGAAAGCCCCACCGGCACUGGCAAGACAUUGUCCCUACUGUGCCCCAGCCUGGCCUGGCUGCGACGUCGGGAGCUCUCCAUUCUCGCAGAGGAGCUUACGCCAGCGGAUCAGGAGAGCGACCUCUGGGCGCAGCACAUCCGCACGCAGGCGCAGUUGAGCGCAGAGCGGGUCUGGGAGCGCCGGCGUGAGUGGCGGGAGCAGCGGAAGAGCAGAGCACGGCGCUCGGUGGCUUUGGUGGCGUCUGACUGCUGCUGCCAGCUUCGCCACCAGCAAGGUGGACCUUCUCAGGCGCUUCAUGCCGGCCUCCUUGCUCAGGCGCUAACUUCCAGUGGGACUCAGCAGCAAUCGAAGCGGCGCCACGUGCAGCCUCCGGUCGCGGAGAGCCAGGAAAACUUAUCCCUGGAGGCGCUCUACUUGGAGCCUCCAGUGACGAGGACUCAGCAGCAUUCGGAGGAGGCUUUCCAGCAGAAGUUGCAGAUCAUUUUCUGCAGCCGCACUCACUCGCAGCUGGCCCAGGUGCUGCGGGAGAUUAAAACCAGCCAAGAGGUGCCCGAGAACUUGGCCGUGGUGACGCUGGGAGCUCGCCAGUCCCUCUGCGUGCACGCGCUGAAAAGCCGCGCCAAGGGCGGGCAGCACCUCAACGACCUUUGCCGCCUCGCAACUGAGCGCCGCGCUGGCCUCGUCUGCGAUCUGAAGAAGUCCGCCGAGGCCAUGGCAGACGUGUUCCUCUCGCAGAUGAUGGACAUCGAGGCCAUGGCUGAGCGCGGUCGAGCUCCCGUGGGCGGCGGUUGCCCAUACUACGGAAGCCGGCGAGCCCUGCAGGAGGCGGAUGUGGUGCUGGUGCCCUACGCCUCGCUGGUCAGUGCAGAGACCAGACGCAAGCUGGGCCUCCGCACCGAGGGGAACGUGCUCAUCUUCGACGAGGCGCACAACCUGCUGGAGGCCAUUGGCGAGUCCAACUCGGUCACAGUGACUUUGCAGCAGGCCAAGUGCUCGGUGGAGGAUCUGGAGGCUUAUGGCCAGCACUAUGAGGCCCGACUCUCCCCCAAGAACGCCCUGCAGCUGCGGCAGCUGCGCCAGCUCUCCCUGCAGCUGCACAGGUACAUGGGCGCUUUGGAGAAGCCUUGCGCCCUGACUGUGGGCGCCUUCUUGGUGGCGCUGGGCGCCGACCACUUCGACCUGCCGUCGCUGGCGGACUUUUUGCUCCACACCGAGCUCCCGCGCAAGGUACGGCACUUUGCGGAGAGGUUCGCCUUAAAGCCUGGCACUUCGUCCUCCGUGUAUGCCAUCAGCGAUUUGCUGAAGGCGCUCCAGUUCAGCAGCACAGAGGAUCGUAUCAUUUGCGAGCCAGGUACAGAGGCUUCGCUGAGGUACCUCAGCUUGGAUGCGGAGGCACGCUUUCGGGAGAUCCUGGUGGCCGCUCGCGCGGUGCUGUUCGCCGGCGGCACCUUGGAGGCGCGCGAGCUGCCGGUGGACGUCACGCGACCUCUGCGCAGCUUCAGCGGGCCCCACGUUGUGCCGUCCAGUCACAUCUUGGUGCGUUACGUGACACACGCCGGAACGCAGCCCCUGGAUUUCAGGAAGGACCAGCGAAGCUGUGACCAGACCUUGGCGCAGCUGCGGCUCAUCCUGACGAAAGCGGCGAGCGCCACCCACGGCGGCGCCGUCUUUUUCUUCCCCUCGUACGAGUACUUGUCGGUGAUCGCCCAAACACUCGACGGAUCGCGCCUCGCAGGCCGGCGUCUCUUCAUGGAGCAGAACCGGCGAGGCGGACAGAGCGGAGGUGUCAAGAAUGACGCGGCCACGACCCUCCAGAGCUUUGCCAGCGCUGUGCGGGAGGACGGCUCUGCGGUGCUCUUCGCGGUGAGCGGCGCUUCUCUCAGCGAGGGCAUCGACUUCAAGGAUGAUCUUUGCCGCUUGGUGGCUGUGAUCGGACUGCCCUACCCCAAUGCCUCGGAUUUGGCCAUGCUGGAGAAGAUGCGCUUCCUGGACGCAUGCGCCAAGCGGGAACAAGGUUCUCUUACUGGGCGAGACUACUACACUGGCAAGUGCAUGAAGGCUGUGAACCAGUGCGUGGGCCGGAGCAUCCGGCAUGCCAAGGACUGGUCUGCCAUCCUGCUGCUGGACCACCGCUAUGGCCAGCCGCAGAUCCAGCAAAAGAUCGCCGGAUGGCUGCGCACGGAGGCCACAGCUGGGACCUUUGAAACCGCCAUGUGCGAGCUGAAGCGCUUCAUGGACAGCUCAUGUCCUUCCUCACAGUGAAGAGCUCAAGCACAGGGGCCAAGGAACCACCAACGUCCACUGGCGCAACGGCACGUGCUCCAUUACACAUCACUCCAAGAACUCACUUCCUGAGUUCAUG
Molecule: messenger RNA, 2531 nt
Organism: Effrenium voratum
Lineage: Eukaryota; Dinophyceae; Suessiales; Symbiodiniaceae
Source: the annotation of a GenBank genome assembly